Messenger RNA from Lolium rigidum, 2063 nucleotides. RefSeq names its product protein SCAI-like. Gene Ontology annotation, molecular function: transcription corepressor activity. Gene Ontology annotation, biological process: DNA-templated transcription. Bases 16 to 1833 code for a protein of 605 amino acids. Gene Ontology annotation, cellular component: nucleus. The transcript is spliced from 9 exons. NCBI's taxonomy places the organism in Eukaryota, Viridiplantae, Streptophyta, Magnoliopsida, Poales, Poaceae. The record is from RefSeq and is a predicted model, not a curated record.
CCGGCGGAGCAAAGCAUGGCGUCGUCGCCGCAGGCGCAGCAAGGGCAGGCCCAGGGCGGCGGCGGCGUCUGCCCAGCGGAGCAGUUCUGGUCGCUCCUCGACAAGGCGGACCGGCGGUUCGCGCGGGUGCGGGACCUGCCCCUCUACGGCCGCCGCGAGCCGGAGGAGUACGGCAAGGCCUUCCGCAUCUACACCCAGCUCUGGCGCAUGCAGCAGGAGCACCGCCAGCGCCUCCUCGACGCCGGGCUCCGCCGCUGGCAGGUCGGCGAGAUCGCCGCGCGCAUCGCGCACCUCUACUACUCGCAGUACCAGCGCGCCUCCGACACGGCGCUCCUCUCCGAGGCCUUCGUCUUCUACCACGCCGUCCUCGACCGCGCCUACUUCCUCGACGAGCACCUCGGGGCGGGCGCCUCCACCAAGCACCUCCGCUUCCUCGCCAGGUUCCUCCUCGUCGCGCUCAUCCUCGCCCGCCGCGCCCACACCGUCCCCCUCCUCGCCUCCAGAAUCCGGGCGCUCCUCGACGAAUCCAAGAAGACCCUCCAGGAAUCCGAUUACAGGGAGUGGAAGCACACCGUGCAAGAAAUCACGAGGUUUCUCAAGGCCGACUCGCCCUUCAUGAACAUGAGGCCGCUCAGGUACAGCUACGCAUUUGAUCCUCCCCCGGAUAACCUCCCUACCGUCCCACCCACGGUCAAGAAGCGCGGUCUGCUCUUAGGUGAUGCCAUACUAUGCAGCUACUACCAUAACGAGGUCAAAUUCACCGACCUCACUCUAGACACAUUCAGAAUGCUUCAGUGUCUUGAAUGGGAACCAUGUGGCUCCUUUGCACUGAAUAAUGGGUACAGUGCCCAUGAUGAAGGCGGACAGAAUCACCCCAAUCUCUUGAAAGAUCUGAGAGAUGCUGCGUUGCCCCCGAACCCACUGAAAACAGUUCUACAUCGGCCCUCGGUGCCACAUUUACUGACGGUCCUUGCCACCAAAUGUGAGGAGCUCCCGUUGAAUGGUAUGAUGUUGAUAUACCUUUCAGCUGCAGGUGAGAUGGGAACCUCUGGACUUGGUCCCGAUGCCAGCGAGAGAGUUGUGAGCAGCUUUAGUAAGUUUGACGUAUCCAAUACCAGACCAGUCAAUCCAAAGGAAGAUAAUGAACCAUCCCUUUGGCUAGGUUGCCGAGAAGGAGAAGGCUCAAACUGCAUAUACCCUUGUGAUCUCAUCCCAUUUACAAGGAGACCUCUUUUUUUGGUGAUUGACAGUAGCGUCAGCUAUGCAUUUAAGUCAAUUCAUGGGGCUGAGAAGGGGGAGACAGCUGCCAUGUUACUUUCUAGAAGCUCCCGAUCUUGCGCUGUAGGAUUUGGCGCGGACUCGACUCGGCAGAGUGGUAGUCAAUUUACUAUGUUUCUCACUGCUCCAGUGCAAGCUUUCUGCUUUCUGAUCGGCAAGAAUGGGCUGGACAUUGACAAGGAAACUUAUAACAAAGCUGAGGAGCUACUAUCCUUGUCGUUGAAUGAUUGGUCCACGACUCUGGUUGCAUCAUCUUCACUUGACCCUGUUUGGAUUGAAGUGUUAGGCGAUCCACUCCUCAGGCGGCUGCUUCUCAGGUUUAUCUUCUGCCGGGCCACGCUUUCACUGUUGAAAGGGAGCAACAAUAAGGCGGAAUGCCUGCCAAGCUGCUUGCCUCCAUUGCCAGAGUCAGUUAGUGGAGAAAGCAUGCUGUCCCAGUGCUGUGUGAUGCGAGUUGCAUCUCUGUUGGGCGCUGCUGACCAGUUCUCGUUUGCUGAGGUGACUACAUGGUCUGACGUUGAUGAGCCCAUCGGCAGUGGAGGUGCAGACAGAUAGUCGUCAUUUUCGCUGGACUAAGUUCUCUUGCUAUUUAUAUGUAGUAUAAAUUGCUGGUAAAUGUUGUUGAUUUGUGGGUUCCUGUGGUACAAAGCAAAAGUUAUAGCACACUAUCCGCCCCUGCUAUUACAUCUGUUGAUUGAAUUUCAUGGGAGAACAAAGACUGACUACUGCAUUGAUCUUGUAAAACCGGCAACAGAUGUGUGCUAAAUUUUGUUGUGGCAUGGAAA